This is a messenger RNA of Caenorhabditis angaria, 3188 nucleotides long. The record is from the annotation of a GenBank genome assembly. NCBI's taxonomy places the organism in Eukaryota, Metazoa, Nematoda, Chromadorea, Rhabditida, Rhabditidae.
AUGACUGUCGUGGAUAAAACGACGUCGGGAAUUCGGAUGAAGGUUGGUUUUUUUUGGGGCUGAAAUUUAGAUUUUCAGAUUUUUUAAGAUGCUUUUAGGAUCUGAAUUUUUGGAAAUUUUGGAAAUUUUUUAGGAAAAAAAAAUAUAGUUUUUUGAAAUUUUUUUUUUAAAACCUUUUUUUUUAGUUGUAACUUGAACCCUAUUUUUUAUCCUAAAAAGAUUGUUCUGGAAUUUUCAGAUCUUCAAAAUUUUUUAAUUUGUUCUACAGUUAUACUGAAGAUUUUUUCUCAUUUCAAAACUCAAUAGGAAUUUUUCCAAAAAUUGUUCCACAAAAAUUCGAUUUUCCCCCCAAAUUCGGUCAAAGUUUUCUCCAAAUUUUCCAAUAAAUCAUCCAUUUUUUCUACCAUACCAUAUUUUCCUUUUCUUAUCUUUCAAACACAAGUCGAGAGAAAGUUCAUCCAAAAAAAAAAUAAAAUAAAAAUCACACCAUUUUUCGGCACUCUCUCAAAUUAACACGCUAUUUCGCCGCUAUGGUCGAAGAACACAUUUGUUUGUGUGCACUUUGGACAAAAAUAAUUGGGAGAGAUGGAAAAAUGCGGGGAUCCAAAAAUAAGCAGUCCCAAAAAAAUAAGCAGUUCCAAAAAUAAGCAGUCCCAAAAAAAUAAGCAGUCCCAAAAAUAAGCAGUCCCAAAAAAAUAAGCAGUCCCAAAAGUUAAGCAGUCCCAAAAAAAUAAGCAGUCCCAAAAAAUAAGCAGUCCCUAAAAAUAAGCAGUCCCAAAAAUAAGCAGUCCCAAAAAGUUAAGCAGUCCCAAAAAUAAGCAGUCCCAAAUUUCUCUGCAUCUCUGCGUCUCUCGUUGAUUAGCAUGCAGAGAUAUAAAUAAGCAGUCCCAAAAAAAUAAGCAGUUCCAAAAGUUAAGCAGUCCCAAAAAAAUAAGCAGUCCCAAAAAAAAUAAGCAGUCCCAAAAAGUUAAGCAGUCCCAAAAAAAAUAAGCAGACACAAAUUUCUCUGCUUCUCUGCGUCUCUCGUUGAAUAGCAUGCAGAGAGAUAAAUAAGCAGUCCCAAAAAAAUAAUUUAAUUUCAGGUUGAUGGUAAAUGGUUGCAUUUGAGUGACGAGGUUGUUAAGAAACAUCCAGGAGGCGCUGUUAUUGAACAAUACACGUGAGAACUCUCCAGAAUCCUAAUAGAAGUUAGCCUAACUUCUUGAAAAUAUUCCAGAAACGCGGAUGCCACUCAUAUCUUCCACGCUUUUCACGAAGGUUCAUCAAUAGCUUUUAAGCAACUUGAAUUUCUCAAGAAAAACUCGUGGGAUCCAUCGGAGGAUUUGGAAGAUGAGUUGAAAAAACGAACGGAUAAAUCGGAUGUGAAUAUUUCGACAUAUGAUAUAAGUGUGGAAGAGGAGAAGAAAAUGGUAGCAUCUUUUGAGAAAUUACGGAAAAAACUGACUGAUGAUGGGUUGAUGGAGGCUAAUGAGAGAUAUUUUGUUUUCAAGUCGAUUUCGACGUUGAGUAUUAUGUUCUUUGCGUUUUGUUUGCAGUAUUUGGGAUGGUGAGUUAGAUAAGCAGACACAAAAAUAAGCAGACACAAAAAUAAGCAGACACAAAAAUAAGCAGUCCCAAAUAAUUAAGCAGUCCCAAAAGUUAAGCAGUCCCAAAAACAUAAGAGGCUUUCAUUUUCAUUAUUCGGAUAACUUCAUCAAAUUUUUUUGAAAAUAGUUCAAUCGAGCAUCUAAAAUCCACAAAAUAACGUACAUUCAUACAAAAAAAAUGUACGAAAAAUUCGAACAAAUAUUUUUUUUCAUUAAAAAGUUUGAAAAACCAAUUUUUUGCACUUGCUUCAAUGUUUUUAUUUUGAAUUAAGUGGGAACAAAAAGUGUUAACAACAAAAUAAAAUUUAAAUUUUUUAAAUAAUAAAUGUUUUAUGAAAACAUCUAGAUAGAAAAAUGUACAUUUUUAGGAAGUCCUCAAAAAAUUUACAUUUUCAGGGGAUCCUUGAAAAAUAUUCAUUUUUAACACAAAAAUAAGCAGUCCCAAAAAAUAAGCAGACACAAAAAAUAAGCAGUCCCAAAAAUAAGCAGUCCCAAAAAAAUAAGCAGACACAAAAAUAAGCAGUCCCAAAAAAAUAAGCAGACACAAAAAAAUAAGCAGACACAAAAAUAAGCAGUCCCAAAAAUAAGCAGUCCCAAAAAUAAGCAGACACAAAAAAUAAGCAGUCCCAAAAAAUAAGCAGUCCCAAAAAUAAGCAGUCCCAAAAUUUUUUCCAGGUAUUUGACAUCGGCGUGUUUCCUCGCUUUGGCUUGGCAACAAUUCGGAUGGCUUACACACGAAUUCUGCCAUCAACAACCCACCAAAAAUCGUCAACUCAACGACAUUAUUUCACUUUUCUUCGGUAAUUUCUUACAAGGAUUCUCACGCGAUUGGUGGAAGGAUAAACACAACACUCAUCAUGCCGCAACAAAUGUUAUCGAUCAUGACGGAGAUAUCGAUUUGGCACCACUUUUCGCUUUUAUUCCAGGAGAUUUGUGUAAAUAUAAAGCGAGUUUCGAGAAGGUUUUAUUGAAAUUCAUCCCUUAUCAACAUUUAUAUUUUACUGCAAUGUUGCCAACUUUGAGAUUUUCAUGGACCGGACAAUCAGUUCAAUGGGUUUUUAAGGAGAAUUCGAUGGAAUAUCGUGUUUAUCGUAGAAAUGCGCUUUGGGAGCAAAUUACAAUUGUUGCACAUUGGAGUUGGGUUUUCUAUCAACUUUGGCUUCUUCCAAGUUUGCCGAUUAGGCUGGCGUAUUUUGCGAUUUCACAAUUAGGCGGAGGAUUUUUGAUUGCUCAUGUUGUUACUUUCAAUCAUAAUUCUGUUGAUAAAUAUCCAGCAAACUCGAGAAUUUUGAACAAUUUUGCGGCUCUUCAAAUUUUGACAACUAGAAAUAUGACACCUUCUCCAUUUAUUGAUUGGUUAUGGGGUGGAUUGAAUUAUCAGGUGAGCAUUUGAAACUGGAAAACUCUAAAUUCCAUUUUUUGCAGAUUGAACAUCAUUUGUUCCCAACCAUGCCACGUUGCAAUCUCAAUAGAUGUAUGAAAUAUGUGAAAGAAUUUUGCGCUGAAAACAAUUUGCCAUAUCUCGUCAACGAUUAUAUUGAUGGAUAUUCGUUGAAUUUGCAACAAUUGAAAAAUGUUGCCGCUUUGGCGCAAGCUCGUUAG